This is a messenger RNA of Prorocentrum cordatum, 1660 nucleotides long. The record is from the annotation of a GenBank genome assembly. NCBI's taxonomy places the organism in Eukaryota, Dinophyceae, Prorocentrales, Prorocentraceae.
AUGAUGAUGAUGCGGGUGCUCGCAGGUCCCGGGCGUGCCCGAGGCCGCGCCGCCAGCCAGCGGCACCGGCUGCGCCGCGAUGGGCGCGGAGGAUAUCGCCCGAUGGCUCGACACGCUGGGCGGCUGCGUGCCGCCGCGUCCGCUGGGAGGCCUGAAGGCCCGCAUCCUGGCGACGCGCAUUGACGGCGAUCGUCUCUCCGCGAUCUUCCGGGACUGCCGCUUCUGCGAGCUCGACGCCGACGGGCUCACCCCCCUUCACAUCAGUCGGGUCCGCAAGGCCUGGAAGCUGGACCACGAGCGGAGCCCGCCAGAGGAGGAGGCCGCGCCGGGCGGCUCCGCGCGGGGCGCCCCGGGCGAGCCCAGCGGCGGCCUCUGGCAGCGUCUCGGCGGCGAGCCCGGCGGCGGCGGCGAGCGCGGCGGCGGCCACCCGCCGGAGCUCGUCCAGGACCUGCUCCCUUCAUGCAGCUGGGAGUGCGGCUCCGCGGCGACCUCGGCGCGAGCGGACGCGCCGGAGCUCGUGGCCUCGGCGGUGGGCCGGGAGUGUGGCUCCGGGGCAGCCCGGGCGCGUGCGGGCGCGCCAGCGCUCGUGGCCGCGGCGGUGGAGGGCCUGGCGCGCUGGGCCGGCUUCGAUCCCCACGCCGCGCUCGACGAGCUUGCGGGGGGCGCGCUGUCUCCCCGCCUCUGCGAGGAGGCGCGCCGCUGCCUCGCCGAGGCCUCGUCGGGCCCUGCGCCGGGGGGCGCCGCCGAGGCUCCCAUGAGUGGCCAUGAGUUGCCACCGAAGACGACGUGCUUCUUGCAGUCCAGCGGCGGCGCCGACGCUCGCGAGGCCGAGGGCUCGGAGCUCGAGGGCGAGCUCGCGGGCGAGAGCCGCUGGGACGUGCCGCCCGCCGUCCCAGCGCCGGGCUCGGGCGAGAGAGGCGGCCGCGCUGCUCCAGUGCAGCCAGUGGGCAUGAGCGCGGGGCCGGGGAGCACGGCGUCCAUCCCUGCUGUCCCCCUCCCUCCCCCCCUUCUCCUCCUCUCAGUUCCUCCUCUGGCAGACCCCGGUGACGGCGGGGCGGGCGCUGCCUCCCUGGCUCCCUCCGUCGCGCGCCUCAUGGGCCGCAUGGCCUCGCACGACGACGCGCCGCCACCUGUCGGAAUUCGGGCGUGAGGGCGUCGAGGUUGACGAUGGAGGGCAAAGGGUUAUGAUGGGUUCGAGGCCCUCGGCGUUUCCUGUAGUUGCUGUAACCUGCUUGCACUCCGCCCCACCACUCCACCGUUUACUGGCCCGUUGGCCGCCUCACCACUCCCGCGCGUGCUGCCCGUGUGAGCCUGUGCUCUGCAGCACGCACGCGCGCGCAGGUGCUUCGGUCUGGGCGUGCCCCGCAGCUCGCGAUUACCUCUCCCCCGACGCGCGCCUCUGCUUGCUCCUGCGGGGCGCAGUUUGGCCCAGAAGCGUCCCUCGGCUGCCCCGACCGCGUCUUGGACCCAAUUUUUCUGAGUGGGGGUGAUGUCCAUUCUGGUUAUCCCCUGCAGUGCCCUGGCUGGGCCCGCCGUACUUGUGCAGCAGAGAGUGCGAGGGCACGGGCGGGCGGCGACAACAGGUCGGCUGCCGCUCACGGAGGCUGCCGGGAAGACUGCGCCUUGCCGACGCGGCCUCUCUGGCUACCCCCUUCCGAGA